ACUGGACCUGCCGAAUACGGAACGCGCCUGUCACGAGCCUGGCGCGAGUUCAUCAAUCCUGGCGGUGGCUGCAUCAAUCUACACGUCGACCUCGCCGGUCAUGCUGUGGCUCCUCCUUGCCUUGCCUAUCCCCGCGCUCGCUGGCAUUGAGAAGACCAGUGGUGUACCGCCGUCCCUCCUCUCGCGGUACCAAUCUCCUGGUUCGGACUCGGCUUCGUGGUCGUGUCUCAAUGGCUCGAAGUCUAUUCCUUGGUCUGCGGUGAAUGAUGACUACUGCGACUGUCCGGAUGGCAGCGACGAACCAGGAACUGGGGCGUGCCCUAAUAGCAUGUUCUACUGUAGAAACGAAGGCCAUAUCGGUUCAUUGAUACCCAGUACACGGGUCGGAGAUGGGCUGUGUGAGCCGGAAUGCUGUGAUGGCUCGGAUGAGCGAUCGGGGUUGUGCCCGAACAUCUGCAAGGAAGUGGGCGAAGCCUACCAGAAGCAGCAAGAGGCGGAAAGGAAAGUGCGGAGGACGGGAUCCAAAAUUCGCGCCAUGUACAUCGCGCAUGCGCGGAAGGAGAAGAACCGCUUGGAGGGCCAGAUCACCGUUGCCGAAGCGGAAAUUGCAGUGAGGGAGAAAGAAGUAGCUCGUCUGAAGGACAUUGCGGAUACAGCUGAGUCGCUCUCGGAGGCCGCUAUGGAACACAAGAAGGAGUCUCCUCUCUACAAAUCGCUCAUAGAACACUCGCUUGCCCUUCAGUCCCUCCAGCGUGAACACAAACAGCAUCUGGAGCGCGAGAAGGCACUCGGCGACAUUCUCGAUGCUCUCCGGCUUGGAUACAACCCGAACUACCAAGACAUGGCUGUUCUCGAGGCUGUCCGCGGUUGGGAAGCGCUUGCCGGCCUCCCCCACAUCAAUGAUGUCCGUAAGGAGGAAGGCUCGACCCAGAGUGAAGGUGCCGUUGCGCAGCAAGAGGAGGAGGAACUCGAGGAGGGGAUGUGGUCUACGGAACAGCUCGACAAGGAGCUUGACAAGCUGCUGGCGACGGACUACGACACGCUGCUCAUUGAACACGAUAAGCACAUCGGCGCGCCUGCGCAUGACUCCCUGUUGUUCAACCUGACUGCUUACAUGCCCGAUGCAUUCCUGCCUCAAUAUCUAGCAUUACGUGAUACUGUGGUGUCUUGGCUAGAGACGUUUGGCAUCGCGAAAGGUAUUGAUGGCGACGAAUCUUCAGAUACCUCAGCGGCACGGAAGGCGUACCAGGAUGCGGAGAACACCUUGAAGUCGGUGAAGAAGGAUCUCGACAAGGCUCAGAACGAGCUUGAGCGGCUCUUUGAUCCCGAGUGGUACGGUCCGGAAGGCGAGUGGAAGAAGCUCGAUGGCACGUGCCUAACGAAGGAUACUGGAGAGUACACAUACGAGGUCUGCCUCUUCGGCGAAGCUAAGCAAAAGCCGAACAAGGGUGGAUCAUUCCAGAGCCUUGGUAAAUUCACACACUGGAACAACGCUCCGGGUGUCGAACCAGGUUCGCCUGAGUACUACGGCAAGCAACACUACGAGCGGGGAUCCAAGUGUUGGAACGGACCGCAGCGCAGUGUCACGGUUUUGAUGAGUUGUGGGACUGAGAAUGCUCUUUUCACGGUCGCGGAGCCCGAGAAGUGUGAGUACCAGUUGACGAUGACGUCUCCUGCACUCUGCCUUCCUCUCAGCGAAAGCGAGGCGCUCCGAGAUGAGCUGUAGGCUUGUGUAGUUGAGGCAUGACGUGCUCAUAUAAUAGACCACUAUUGGACCAGAUCUACAGUAUUGUGUGAGAGGAAGCUACUAGCUGCAGGAAACAAUCUCAGAAAUACAUGCUACAGUGAUUAAA
Rhodofomes roseus is the source of this 1853-nucleotide messenger RNA. Its product is annotated as glucosidase II beta subunit-like-domain-containing protein. Lineage: Eukaryota; Fungi; Basidiomycota; Agaricomycetes; Polyporales; Fomitopsidaceae. The transcript is spliced from 11 exons. The record is from RefSeq and is a predicted model, not a curated record. Bases 101 to 1726 code for a protein of 541 amino acids. Gene Ontology annotation, biological process: N-glycan processing. Gene Ontology annotation, cellular component: glucosidase II complex.